Messenger RNA from Crotalus tigris (Tiger rattlesnake), 3665 nucleotides. RefSeq names its product adhesion G protein-coupled receptor G4 (gene ADGRG4). Gene Ontology annotation, molecular function: G protein-coupled receptor activity. Lineage: Eukaryota; Metazoa; Chordata; Lepidosauria; Squamata; Viperidae. Gene Ontology annotation, cellular component: membrane. Gene Ontology annotation, biological process: cell surface receptor signaling pathway; adenylate cyclase-activating G protein-coupled receptor signaling pathway. The record is from RefSeq and is a predicted model, not a curated record. The coding region runs from base 273 to 3653 and encodes 1126 amino acids. The transcript is spliced from 25 exons.
CAAAUCAGGAAGGUCAUAAAGGAGAAAGAGGCGGGACUGAUUUGGCUGAUUGCCCUGUUUCCAGUAACUUUUCCAAAGUCCUGGUGAUAUCCUGUUGUUGGCUGCUGAAGAUUGAACUGCCCUGGAUCGAUAUUUUAAUUUCCUCCUUGAGACAUGAGCCAGAAACUGAUGGGAAGGGGGCUUGAUUCUGCAACCUGGGAGCAAAGCUCUUCUUGAUGACUCCUUUUUCAGGACAGAAGAUUCCCUUCUGCCUUUCAGACCAGAUCUAGAGGAUGAAUGGUCAAAAGUAUGAUGUUGCUGGAUAUGCUGGAUCCAAGAUUUUUGGUAGCCUGCUCUUUGCUGUGGCCACCUUGUUCCUUGUCUCAGAAUCCGUGUCUUUGAAAGGGAAGCAGGUGACCUUCAAGGGGAUGAUGAGCAAAUAUGUUUCCUUGGCCAAUUGGCAUGUCCCUCAACUUUGUGCCUUUACUGUAUGUGUUGACCUCAACAAGACUCAAAAAAGUGUGCCGAGUGGGGCAGCCUUUUCCUACGAUGUCAACAGUUCCUCCACCAACAUUAAUGAGGUGGAGCUGGCUCUGUCUUUCAAUAAUUCCACCUUGCAGAUGUUCUUCAUGGGCAGCUUCCUCGAUCUGGGACAGUACGUUGUGGCUUACAGAAUGCACCAAAUCUGCUGUGUCUGGGACAGCCAGAAGCAUCUCCUGCAGCUCUUCUGGGAUGCAAAGAAUCUGGUAAACAAAACCCUGCCAGAUUUCCAUCAUCGCUGUCUACGGCCCAAUGGGACAUUAGUGAUGGGGCAAUUGCACAAGAACUACAACGGAGUACUAAUCCAGCAAUUGUCCUUCGUUGGCGUCUUGCACUACUUCCAGAUGUGGGAUCAUGGGAGAGGUCAGCAAGACAUGGAGCGUUGUGAAGAUGGAAAUGUGGUCAGCUGGGGGCAGAAUUACUGGUCUCUGCAAGAUAUAUUGACAGAGUCUGCCCAGCAUCAGCGUUGCGGUGCAGAGGAACCUAUAUCUGCCUUUCCGCCUAUCACUUCCCCAGGUGCUGAGGAGCCCACAUCUGCCUUUCCAACAAUCACCUCCCCCGAUCCAAACGUUACAGUGAUCACGGACACCUUCUACAGCUUCCAGAUGAACUUUUCCGUGACUUGGGAGCCCCCCAGGGAGUGCGAUCGCUAUGAUGCCAAAAAGCUUUCUGCAACUUGGUUCAAGAAACAAUUAAAUAAUUCAGAAUUUGUGAUGACAAACCAUAACGUCAAGACAGCUUGCCACAAAUUAUCACAAGGAACCAGGCAGGUUAACACUGAGAAUGGAAGACUGUCUUCCCGGAGAUAUUCCUCAAAGGCCAUCAUCAAGGCCAGAUCCAGUCAAAGCAUGCAGGAGAUCGUGUGGAAGCUACAAAACACCUUGUGUGGGGAUUACACUGAAGAUCAAUUGUCCAUGAGUGUGAAGCAAAAGGAUACACAUGUUAUUUCUUUUGAUCCAGAAUCGUGUUCUGAACAGACCGUCUGGUCCAACUACAAAGGUGUCUACACUUGGCCAAAGAUGGUUCCUCCCAAUGUGAUGACCUUGCCCUGCGAGGCCAACCGAGAGUUGGCAGCUUCCAGACUGUGCUUGAUUAACCUUCGGACUGAAAAAGCCUAUUGGAAGAGGCCAAACUUGGCUGCUUGUCCUCUGUUGCAAAAUUUGCCAGAUAAUAUACUGGAUCUUAAAAAUGUCACCGUCACAGUUGAAAAUGCGGAAGAGGUAGCAGAUCACAUUUUAUUUCUCUUGAGUUUUUCCGAUCUGAAUAAAGAUGAAAUUGAGGUCCUGGUGAACAAAUUGAGCGAUAUAGCCAACUGUGAAGAAAUCAGCCUGGCCCUGGCUAGGAAGAUACUGCAAAUUAUCAAUAUCUUUAUGGAAGAUAAAAUCCAAUUGCAGGAUAUGCAAACUGUACUCAACAGAAUCUUAACGAUCAUGGAACAAAUUGGUUUCAAGAUGAACUUCAAUGGGAGAAAUGAAUCCAUCAUCCUGCCUAGGCUGGCUUUGGCGGUGCUACGGCCAGAUCCCAUGAACUUCCAAGGAGUUGCUUUUGGGAUUGUAUUCUACACUCUGGAGACCAGCCCACAGCUCAGCAUCCAAUCAACACCCUUCACGGAUGUUCAGGCCUCAAUAUAUUUGCCAGGAUUGUUGAAAAAUUACCUAAAGUCCCAAUCUUUGGAUGGAGACAGUUUUACUGGGAUUCAAUUCACCUUUUUUGGUGCGCCGUCAUUGUUUGAGGACAAUAGUUUGAAGAACGAAGUUCUGAACACCUACGUUGUAGGUGCCAGCAUUGAAAACAAGACAAUUGAAGACCUCAAGAAACCAGUCAGCAUAGUUCUGCAGCACAGAAACCCACAUGGGGAUAAUGCUACUGUGCACUGUGUCUUUUGGGACUUCAAUAGGAAUGAUGGCCUGGGUGGCUGGAAUACCUCAGGUUGUGAAAUGAAGCAUACAAAUAGUACCUAUACAAUCUGCAAUUGUAAUCACCUGACCCAUUUUGGAGUUCUACUGGACUUAUCUCGGACACCCCUCAGCGAUGCUGAUGAGUGGGCUUUAGCAUUGGUGACCUACGUGGGGUGUGGCAUUUCCUCCAUUUUCCUGGGCUUGGUACUGUUGGUUUAUCUCUCGAUUGACAAACUCCGGGAGGACUAUCCUUCCAAAAUCCUCAUCAACCUCUGCUUUGCUUUGUUGAUGCUCAACCUUGCUUUCUUGGUGAACUCUUGGCUAGCCACGUUUCAGAAUUCUGGCCUUUGCAUCACCGUUGCCGUGGCCUUGCAUUACUCCCUGCUAUCUGCCUUUACCUGGAUGGGUCUGGAAGCCAUCAACAUGUAUUUUGCCCUGGUGAGAGUCUUCAAAGUCUACAUUCCAUAUUACAUGCUCAGGUUUUCCAUAGCUGGCUGGGGAAUUCCAGCACUUAUUGUAAUUGUAGCCCUCAGUAUCAGCAGAGACUUCUAUGGGACUGAAUUUGCUUUGAGAAGAAACACUGACAGCCCAUCAAUGCAGUUUUGCUGGAUUCAGGACAACUGGGUUUUUUACAUCUCUGUAGUUGGCUAUUUCAUCCUGGUAUUCCUGAUCAACAUCAGCAUGUUUGUUACUGUCCUUUGUCAAAUCCGUGUCAUGAAAACCAACAAUUGCAGGGUUGGGAGGGACCAGAGUAAAGAAUUCCUCCUUGAUUUGAAGAGAGUGACCAGCUUGACAUUUUUGCUGGGUUUGACGUGGGGUUUUGCCUUCUUUGCAUGGGGCCCCUUGAAGAUUGCCUUCAUGUACAUCUUUGCCAUUUGCAAUUCCUUGCAAGGCUUCUUCAUCUUUGUUUUCUACUGCCUCAUGAAGGAAAACGUAAGGAAGCAAUGCCAGAUACACUUCUGUUGUGGGAAAUUUCGGCUCAGCAAUUUCCAGGGGAUCAGUUCAGCCACCAUCCUGGGAAAUUACCCUUGCAUCAUUGAGCGGAAACACUCAUGUCAUUCUUUAAAGUCACUCAAGUCUUGGACCACAGGCUCCAUAUCCAAAGAUCAAGUUGCUUGCUGCAGAAUCAGCCAUAUGUCCUCAGCUUCUCAGGCAGUCAAGCUUCCUUGUGUAAGAAGAAUAUCACCAGCAGACGUUGACCUACAUCACACAGAGAAAAAUAAAGACUUGUCUUAAAGGGGAAUCUUA